GUUAACUACAUCAAAUUCAGCAACUCAGGAUGAGGAGGAGGAGCCGGGCUCCAGCUCAGGUGGAGGCAGUGAUGCCGAGCGAUUGUGAAGAAUAUCCUGACAGCAUCCUGGAAGCUGCAUCACAGUGAGUCGGACUUCUGAAUCAAGCAGCUCAUAACAGUGAAUGUAUGUGAGGAGCACUGCCUUAUUCCUGUAACAAGAGAACUAUUUUGUGACAAGUGAAGCUGGGAAUGUGAAAGGAGGAAUAUCCUGUGGCUGUUUUAAAAGAAGAAGGACUUCCCUGCAUGACUUGGUGAUGCACGAGAAAAUAACUUUCAGAAGAGUGCCGCUGCAUUGUUCCUGAGGAAGUCUGUGUUUUUAACCUAUGGCAUUUCUUCAAAAGGUGUGACAACAAAGGCUGACAAGCGACUCUCCGAAAUGCCUAUACUUUAAAAAAGACUUUUGACAAUGUUAACCUUGUAUCAGGACGACCUUGGAAGCCUGUUGGGUGGAUUCAUUCCUGCAUUAUUCCUUUCAUUAUUUCAGACUCUAGGAUUUAAACUCAUCUUGAUGUGUUAGAGGUAUUUUGAAACAAAAUCAUUUUACAACCUACCCAAUGGCCCCUAUGCUAAUUGAGUACUUGCUCAAAAUAGAAUGCAGAAAUAGAAGAGACAUUUAAAAAAACAUAUGGCUGCUACAUAACUGCAAAAAAUGCAAACCAGUUGAUCCUUAAGAAACAGCCUUUCUGAGGAGGACAAACAACCCACAGAAGCUUUUCUUCUCUUGGCAAUUGCUUUUUUUCUUUUUGCAGCUUUAAUUUUUUAUUGUGCAAGGUAAUAAAUCCAUUUUCCCUAGAAGUGCCUUGUGUCUACAAAAAGUUGUUUGAGACCACCAGAGGAUGCUAAUGGUGACCUUUCUCCACCUCCGCUGUAGCUUAUUCUCCUCCCUCACCCCUUAAAACUGAGGUGUGUCAUUGCUCACUGAGGCUGAUGAAGAGACUUGAGUCCUUUCUGGGAUGCUCAGCUGUGACAGAAGCACUGCCACCGUCUCCCGAAGCUGAUUCUGAGACUCUCAGGUGCAGAGUUUAACAGAUGCUGGCAGGGCACCGGCUUGCUGUAGCCCAGGCUGCAGGUUCCCUCAAUUCCAAGCCAUGAACGAAUCCAGGUGGACUGAAUGGAGGAUCCUAAACCUGAGCAGUGGCCCUGUGAAUGUGUCUGAGCGUCACUCCUGCCCACUCGGAUUUGGCCACUACAGUGCAGUGGACAUCUGCGUCUUUGAGACAGUUGUUAUUGUCCUGCUGACAUUUCUGAUCAUUGCUGGGAAUUUAACAGUCAUCUUUGUCUUUCACUGUGCUCCACUCUUACACCAUUAUACCACCAGCUACUUCAUCCAGACGAUGGCAUAUGCUGAUCUUUUCGUUGGAGUUAGCUGCUUGGUUCCUACUCUCUCACUUCUCCACUACUCCACAGGUAUCCACGAGUCACUGACUUGCCAGGUGUUUGGAUAUAUUAUCUCUGUUCUCAAAAGUGUUUCUAUGGCAUGUCUUGCUUGCAUAAGUGUGGAUCGUUAUCUUGCAAUCACCAAGCCUCUCUCCUACAAUCAACUGGUCACCCCUUGUCGGCUGAGAAUUUGCAUUAUUUUAAUCUGGAUCUACUCCUGCCUAAUUUUCUUGCCUUCUUUCUUUGGCUGGGGGAAACCUGGUUACCACGGUGACAUUUUUGAAUGGUGUGCCACCUCUUGGCUCACCAGUGCCUAUUUUACAGGCUUUAUUGUUUGUUUACUUUAUGCUCCUGCUGCCUUUGUUGUCUGCUUCACUUACUUCCACAUUUUCAAAAUUUGCCGGCAGCACACCAAAGAGAUACAUGACCGGAGGGCCCGGUUCCCGAGCAAUGAGGUGGAUGCCCCUGGAGAGACUGGACACAGCCCCGACCGUCGCUACGCCAUGGUCCUGUUUCGGAUAACCAGCGUAUUUUACAUGCUGUGGCUCCCCUAUAUUAUUUACUUUCUUUUGGAAAGCUCCCGGGUCUUAGACAAUCCAACGCUGUCCUUCCUAACAACCUGGCUUGCUAUAAGUAAUAGUUUUUGUAACUGUGUGAUAUACAGCCUUUCCAACAGUGUUUUCCGGCUAGGCCUCCGAAGGCUUUCCGAGACAAUGUGCACGUCUUGUAUGUGUCUGAAGGAGCAGGACACGCGAGACCCCAAACCCAGGAAACGGGCCAAUUCCUGCUCCAUUUGAAGAGAACUGCCCAGUAAAUCAAGUGUAAUGGAUAGUGGUUUGUGUUCAUAGUCUUGAUUCAUCUGGAAAUUUGCCACUAGAGAAAUAUUUACUUGAAUAGUAAUAUGAGAUGAAGGGACUAAAGGUUUCAUUUUUUUCUCUUUUUUUCAUGGAGGAAAAAACUAAAGGAAAGGAUGUAUAGAGAGUAAUCUCAUGAGAUAAAUAUAGCAUGUGAGUAUCAAUAUGCAGUAGUGGGAAAAAUUAAGCACUGAGGAUGACAAAAGUAAGUCAGAUAUUCCACAGGAUGCGAGCCAAGCCCCUCGGUGUCUUUCUCUCUGAUUGAACUCUGUCCUCUGUCUUUGUCUCUGAUUCUUGUCUCUUUACUCUCAUUGUCUUUGUGGAAAUUACUUGCAUCAAUUUUCCUCUAUAGAAAAUUGCUACAUAUUAUAUAUGUGGCAAAGUAUAAUCUUUGGCAUCAAAGUGUACUUUUAAACACACUGAUCUGAAAUCCGUAAGUGGUCUCUCAUGGAUGUAUAGUAAGCAUUGUAUGUUAGUACCUGCCACACAACCCUUUUUGCUUGUGUUUUUAUAAUCUCCACAGCACACAUUUUCUGCCAUGAGCAAAAAGAAACAGUGUUUUUCUUUUAACAGGGUAAAAUGAUGCUCCCCUCCCCUGUAUUCCUGCUGUAUUUC
Messenger RNA from Myotis davidii, 2887 nucleotides. RefSeq names its product G protein-coupled receptor 52 (gene GPR52). Lineage: Eukaryota; Metazoa; Chordata; Mammalia; Chiroptera; Vespertilionidae. Bases 1130 to 2215 code for a protein of 361 amino acids. Gene Ontology annotation, molecular function: G protein-coupled receptor activity. The record is from RefSeq and is a predicted model, not a curated record. Gene Ontology annotation, cellular component: membrane. The transcript is spliced from 3 exons. Gene Ontology annotation, biological process: G protein-coupled receptor signaling pathway.